UUGUAAGGUGGCGCGGGCCACGAACCCCAGCAGCAGGCAGGUCAGCCUGUAUUCCCAGGUCAGGAGGGAACCUUUACCCACAUUGCACCUACUGUACUCACUCACCUAUUUGUGCUUGCGGGUGUUGAGCUUUGGCUCUUUGGUCCCGCCUCUCAACUGUCAAUCAACUGGUGGCUCGGUGGACCAUUGGGGGUAUCAGUUUCACAAGGCCAGGAUGAGUUCUCGUCGUCUGUUGAGUGUCCUUGGCCUCCCUGCUCCCAUUAUCACCAAGCUGCUUGACUCUGACUUCAUAUAUGAUGAUGACGUGCGAGGCCUAAAACCUGCGGAACUUAGUUUAGCAUCAGGACUGAGUUUGAAGGAAAGUGCUGAGGUGGUGAGGCUGUCUACUACUAACAGUGCAGAGCAGCCUGUGACUGUACUACAGAUGAUUGAAGAAGAAUGUGAUGUGUCUCACAUUGUAACAUUCUGUGAGGCUUUGGAUGAUCUGCUCGGUGGAGGCAUACCUUUGCGUGCUAUUACUGAACUAUCUGGAACUCCAGGCAUUGGAAAAACUCAGCUCUGCUUACAAGCUUGUGUGUCGGUGCAGCUUCCCAGUAGUGUUGGUGGGGUAGGAGGAGAGGCAGUAUUCUUGGAUACUGAAGGCAGUUUCACUGCCGGAAGAUUAAAAGACAUGGCAGCCUCUGCAGUUCAUCACGUGCAGACCAUUGGUGGUACGAAGGUCGAUGUAUCAGGCUUUACUGUUGAAUCCAUACUAAAGGGAAUAUAUUAUUUUAGGUGUCAUAGUUAUAUUGAGGUCUUGGCUGUAAUAAGACACAUUCCAUCACUUCUUCAGACCCACCCAAAAAUCCAACUGAUUGUUAUUGACUCUAUCGCAUUCCAUUUUCGACAUGAUUUUCCUGACAUGAUGGCUCGAACAGGACUGUUGUGUCGUAUGACUCAAGAACUCAUUCAGCAGGCAACAAAGUUUAAUAUGGCAGUGGUAGUUACCAAUCAGAUGACAACUAGGAUAGAGUGUGCAGGAUCAUCGCAGUUGGUUGCAGCGUUAGGUGAAACAUGGGGUCAUUGUCCAACGCUACGACUUACUCUUCACUGGUCUGGACGAACAAGGGUUGCUACACUUACAAAGGCACCUCAUAGGAAUAAUUCCUCUGUAAAUUAUCAGGUGACAGUAGCAGGUAUAAGGGACUUGCCAACCAGUAAUCAGGAAAAAGUCACCAGUAAUUCAACAGACAUACCUGAGGCUAAGAAGAGAAAGCUAACAAGUAACUGAUGGUAGAAAUACAACAACUAUAUUAACAAUACAUUACUUCAUUCCUAGCAGCAUACGAGUGUAAGUGAUGAAUGCCUACAUAUCAUCAUUAGUCUAUUUCUCAUAUUCAUAGGGUGGGGCAGCCACUAAGGAAUUUUAAAAAAUAUAGUAGGAAGCUAAAAGGAAGACCAAGAAGGUGAAUAAACAUGCUAAUUUAGAAAAUGUAUGCAAGGUGAUACUUGCCAGUGCAUGAGCAAUGGCAAGUAGCAACUGAGUGGAAGCAGUUAGGUGAAACCUGUUCUAUUUUGGGGGGGAUACAAUUUAAAUGGAAUACAUUGUACCUAAUCCUUGAAUACCUGUAUUCAUAGACUACCUAUAAAAUACAUUGCAUUAAAUGCUGUAAAUAUAGUCGAGAUCUAAGCUAAUCAAUUAGUUAUAUCAAUAAAGGAGGGUUACCUGAAUAGACUUAAGGUGUAACUAAUUUUGUACUCACGGAUAAAGAUGCAUACGAGGCCAAAACUAUAGCCAGAUAUGCACUUCAUGCUAAUGCCCACUCAUCAGUGCAGUGAUUUGUCAGGUAUAAUGCCUGAAUAAACUUCCAUAGUGUUGACUGCAGAUAGUCCACCUCUUUUUGCAUUACUGUAUUUUGUUUAUACUAUAACUCCUGUCUAAUAAAAUUGGUAUUACAAUGGUCA
Procambarus clarkii (red swamp crayfish) is the source of this 1944-nucleotide messenger RNA. RefSeq names its product DNA repair protein RAD51 homolog 3. Gene Ontology annotation, molecular function: ATP-dependent DNA damage sensor activity; ATP binding; four-way junction DNA binding. The record is from RefSeq and is a predicted model, not a curated record. Gene Ontology annotation, cellular component: Rad51B-Rad51C-Rad51D-XRCC2 complex; Rad51C-XRCC3 complex; replication fork. Gene Ontology annotation, biological process: meiotic DNA recombinase assembly; DNA repair; reciprocal meiotic recombination. NCBI's taxonomy places the organism in Eukaryota, Metazoa, Arthropoda, Malacostraca, Decapoda, Cambaridae.